AUGCCCGACACUCGCAAACGUACAACUUCAAAAAAGGGCGGUAAGGGAAAGGCGUCAGGACAAAAAUCGCUGUUGGAUUUGUUUUCUCCGAAACCUCCUUCUGUGAAGCGCACAGAAUCUGCUUCAAUAAAUGUUGCACGCGAAUUUGAGACCCGUCCCGAGCCAACCCACUCCAGUGACAUCGAGUUACUGGACGCCCCCGACGCGUCUUCAAGUCCAUUGCCCACGGAUGUAGAGUCACUGCAUAGCGAUGGAGUUAUAGAAGUAGUUUCACCCAACGAAGAAGUGUUACUGCUGCCGUCGAGGUCGCAGCCUAACUCGAAAAGUAGCAGGCACCCUCUGCGACCCUCACGCGCACACUCCUUCAACGUCUCCUCACCACAUCAUCCGAUGGCUGAGGGCCACACUCGUGACACUCCCAUUGUCAUUGAUUCCAGUCCCGUCAAGCUCCGUGUUACCGGCCAUCCAUCUUCAAAGCCAGCGUACUCAAUUUUCGCACCCCGAAGACCGACAGUCGCACAAUCUGCGUCCCCGGUUUCGUCACCUCCGCCUAUUGUUCGGAAAACAAGCCGGAGGCUUGAUUGUGACACAUACCCGGACCACCAUUCGCAGCACGUCCGUGGGUCUCAGUCAACGUUUUCUGCGCCUGAGCCUCCGCUCCCACGUUGCACAGCAGUAUCACUACCGAGAGCCCUGUCCUCACCUGGCGCCGGUCGUCAGGACCUCGCACGUUUUACCCGGAUCCAGGUUCCAAUUUCCGAGAGUGUCCACGAGGUCAAGAGUCAAUGUGGUGCUGUGGGUUCAGUAUCGGCCCCCGACAUACAGUUGUCUCCCGCGCCAAACAUUAGACAAUGCAUUGACAGUAUGCCCGCGUCGCAUAAGACAUAUCCAGCAAUACAGCGACUCAUUGACAAAAUAAGUGGCCAAGCUGACCUCAGUGUCGACGUGUCAGAACAUUCGCAGGAACUCUGGAUGGACAAAUGGCGCCCUCAACGAGCAGACGAAGUAAUUGGAAAUGAAGAUUGUGCGUUGUACCUUCGUGAUUGGUUACUCGCCCUCCAACUACGCAUUGAGACCACACCGGCCUACGAUGGGAGCCAAUCCGCGUUGGACAACAAGCGAGCCAGCAAAAAGUCUAAAGCGAGGCACCAGCAGCGAGGUCUCAAGCGUCCGCGUAUCGUACGCCAAGUCGAUAAGCAAGCGAAGCGGCGCAGGCUGAAUCUGGAGGACUCGUGGAUUGUACCAGAUGACGAGUCUGAAGACGACCUCCCGGUGCUGGGUAACGACUUCGACUUCGACUUUGCGUUUUGUCAGCGAACGUUAUCGCGGCUACAACGUGCCUCUGCGGAAUCGGGGGACGAUGCAUCUUGUGAUCUCGCCAGCCCAUACUACGAAGCAGCAGAAGCCGACGGUGUACCGGACUUCUCGUAUUCAGCGCCGCGUCUCGGCAAUCAGAUUCGCAACACGAUCCUUCUGAGCGGGCCGCCUGGAUGCGGUAAGACCGCCGCUGUGUAUGCCUGCGCACAGGAGCUUGGUUGGGACGUCUUCGAGGUGUACCCCGGCAUUGGAGAGCGGAGCGGAGCAGCUCUGAAUAAACUUGUUGGAGAUGCAGGAAAAAAUCAUCUUGUGAAGCAAACUCAGCGUCAGCCAAAAACACAGUUUUUCGCCGGCAAUACGGUAAGUCCACUGGAGCCUGCGAACGGUGCUCAGGAGCAGAAUCGUGGCAGUCAUAGGCGGCUUAAGCGUAUCGACCCCGAGACAGACGUGGACACCGUGGAGAGUACUCAGGACCACAAGACAGAGUCUGGUAUUGACAGUCGCGAAACAGCUUCUACCACCCACGCCUCUUCUGUUUCCCAGUCCAUCAUUCUCAUCGAGGAGGCGGAUGUCUUGUACGAGAGCGACACCAAUUUUUGGCCGGCGUUGAUCAACAUCAUCAAGGAAUGUCGAAGGCCUGUAGUGAUGACCUGUAACGAUGUUUCGUUGAUACCAUGUGGAGACCUGCCAUUGCAGGAAAUCCUCGCGUUUUCACCGUGCCCAGUCCCCCUGGCUACGUCGUAUUUGCAAUGCGUGUGUUUAGCGGAACAUCAACCUCUGGAACGAUCCGUAGUCUCCCGACUGUACGAGCUCGAAGAGGUCACUGCCGAGAACUCCCUUGGUAUCUUUACUCAAUGCGCCAUCCCAAAGUUAGACCUCCGGUGUGCCCUGCAUCGGCUUCAAUUCGCAGGCGGGAGUAGCCGUUACUCAGUCUCGGGUGAAGGAACCCAAAUCCGACGGGACCUCGACAAGGUCGAGAUCCCAAACGAACUGCGUAGAGAAGAUGUACAAAUUCUACGGCGCAUGGAUCAAUAUCAAGGGUCGCUGUCCUUCUCGGAUUGUUAUCUGCGCCGACGAUUUUUGGAUGUACUCACGGACACCAUGCUGGCUGACGCGCGUGUAGCAGACAAUGAGCUGGGCUUCACAACCCUUGCCUAUAGCGAUACGGGACACGAGUCAGCGCUGCCCAUUAAUCAAGCUUUCUACCACCAAGAUGACAUGAUGGCGGAAGAAGCGCUCAUGAGCAGCUGGCACCGCUUGGAAGACAUGUGCAACAUGCGUAUGGAACAGCGAGGGUAUGCGAAGGCCGAGCGGGAGCAUGCCGCCCAGAUAGUUGCUAGCUUGGGGGAGCUGAACGUCCCGGCAGAAGUUCUGAUGAACAGGACGGCCAGCAUCCUGGACUAUGGGCCGUGGGUAAGAUACAUGGUGGGUCACGAUGAUGUAAACGCGGCGGCGUCGAUAUCGUCGCAAGCGACGAAAGAGGGAGGCCGGAAGACGAGAAACAGCCAGAGAUCGCUCGAGGCUUGCCGCUACAUUGGGAUUAGCGAGGCGAGCCAGGAAAUACUGCGACGCACGGCGCUGUGCAUUGGGUAG
Fibroporia radiculosa is the source of this 2910-nucleotide messenger RNA. RefSeq lists its product as uncharacterized. Gene Ontology annotation, molecular function: ATP hydrolysis activity; DNA binding; ATP binding. Bases 1 to 2910 code for a protein of 969 amino acids. Gene Ontology annotation, cellular component: nucleus. Lineage: Eukaryota; Fungi; Basidiomycota; Agaricomycetes; Polyporales; Fibroporiaceae. The transcript is spliced from 7 exons. The record is from RefSeq and is a predicted model, not a curated record.